AUGACUUUCCAACAAGAACUCAAUUCAUGGUUUUCUCCAUCUCCAAUUGAAGUCCAAUCACCUCCAGAAAUCAAUUCCAAAGCACCUUCAUCAUCUAAACUUCCAUUCCCAGAUCCCAAUGGAAAGCCUACUAUCAUCACAUUUCUCAGACAUUGCGGCUGCCCAUUCGCAGAAAAGACUUUCCUUACCCUCCGCAAUCUCGCUGCCUCCCACCCAAAUAUCAAUAUAAUAGCUAUCUCCCAUUCCACCUCAUCUUCGACUGAGACCUGGCUUGACUCGCUCGGCGGCGCCGGUCCCAUCCAAGUAAUCGUUGAUUCUGAUCGCAAAAUCUAUGCACAAUGGGGAUUAGGCACUAGUUCCGCCUGGCACGUACUGAAUCCCUGGAGUAUGUUCUCUGUCUUUAAGCUUGGGCGCGAAGAAAAAAUAUGGAAUAGACCUACGGAGAGUGGAAAUCGAUGGCAGACGAGUGGAAGUUGGGUUGUGGAUAAGGAGGGGAUUGUGAAGGGGGGGGAGUGGCAAAGAGUGCGGAUGAUAUUAUGA
Messenger RNA from Botrytis fragariae, 540 nucleotides. Its product is annotated as putative alkyl hydroperoxide reductase subunit c thiol specific antioxidant protein. Lineage: Eukaryota; Fungi; Ascomycota; Leotiomycetes; Helotiales; Sclerotiniaceae. The transcript has 2 exons. The record is from RefSeq and is a predicted model, not a curated record. Bases 1 to 540 code for a protein of 179 amino acids.